AUGUUCAUCAGGUAUAUUGGCCUGGAGAUCUCUUACUUAUUGUCAUCUUUAUCUGGAUUUGGUAUCAGGCUGCUCUAUGCUUCAGGCCAGUCAUCUGCAGAGAGUCCUUGCAUGCAGUGGGUUAAGGCCAAGAUGUUCCACUUACAAGGCCCACAAGUGCUGCAGAUGCUAGAGAAAUCCUUGAGGAAGAGCCUCCCAGAGUCCUUAAAGGUUUAUGGGACUGUCUUCCACAUGAACCAGGGAGACCCAUUCAAGCUGAAGGCCCUGGUGGACAAGUGGCCUGAUUUUACAACAGUGGUUAUCUGCCCUCAGGAGGAGGAAAUGACAGAUGAUUUUGAUCACUACACCAACACCUACCAAGUUUAUUCUAAGAACCCCCAAAACUGUCAAGAAUUCCUUGGUGCAUCAGGUAUCAUCAACUGGAAACAACAUUUGCAAAUCCAAAGUUCGCAGUCCAGCCUGAACGAAGUGAUACAAAAUCUUGCAGCUGCUAAAUUGGUCAACAUCAAGCAAAAACAAGGCAUUAUGUAUAUGUUGCCCGAGACAGCAAGUCACCUCCCCAACACUUCUCCACCUCUGCAGCAGCCUUCAGACUUCAAUGUUCUCAACCAAGAGAUGUUUAAACUCUCCUCCAUGGAUGUUACUCAUGCUGCCUUGGUGAAUAAAUUCUGGCAUUUCGGUGGCAAUGACAGGAGCCAGAGAUUCAUCGAGCGCUGUAUCCAGAACUUCCCCACCUUCUGCCUGCUGGGGCCCCAGGGGACCCCUGUGUCUUGGAGCCUGAUGGACCAGACAGACGAGAUACGGAUGGGGGGUACUCUGCCUGAGUACCGGAACAAGGGUCUCAUCUCCUAUCUCAUGGAUGUUCACAUCCAUGCUCUGGACAAACUUGACUACCCUACCUAUUACCAUACAUUUGUAACCAACAAAAUCAUACAGAAAAUGAGUCACAGUCUGAAUCAUAUCACCUUGCCCUGUGACUGGAACCAGUGGCACUGUGUGCCCCUGUGA
Mirounga angustirostris (Northern elephant seal) is the source of this 1008-nucleotide messenger RNA. Its product is annotated as glycine N-phenylacetyltransferase-like. The record is from RefSeq and is a predicted model, not a curated record. Gene Ontology annotation, cellular component: mitochondrion. Gene Ontology annotation, biological process: glycine metabolic process. Bases 1 to 1008 code for a protein of 335 amino acids. Lineage: Eukaryota; Metazoa; Chordata; Mammalia; Carnivora; Phocidae. The transcript has 8 exons. Gene Ontology annotation, molecular function: glycine N-benzoyltransferase activity; glycine N-acyltransferase activity.